Molecule: messenger RNA, 6806 nt
Organism: Dendroctonus ponderosae (mountain pine beetle)
Lineage: Eukaryota; Metazoa; Arthropoda; Insecta; Coleoptera; Curculionidae
Product: putative leucine-rich repeat-containing protein DDB_G0290503
Exons: 23
Coding region: 307-6537 (2076 amino acids)
Biological process (GO): regulation of autophagy
Source: RefSeq, a predicted model, not a curated record
CUUGACGUCUUAGACUUAGAAUUACUUGAUUGUAGGCUCUCAGCAUCUCAGAUUUUUUUCUACCAACGUGUGUAUAUGUUUAUUGAAUGAUUUCCUCCAGAGUUUUCCCAUUCGAUUCUUUUGAUUUAUACAGUGCUGUGUUAUGCAAUGCCCUCCGAAUUCCUAUGCGAACUGUGAAAUCUCGAAGACACACGCGUUUAGCUGCUAAUUUGCGGAAGUAGAGUUUAGUUUUUUUUUUUGGUGUAAAGUGGUUUCAGAAGAAAAUCAACAAAUACACACGUUGCAGGUUACACUAAACAGAAGACGAUGCACAAUAUUUACCCACUUAGGGGUGAUCCAUUAUGCCCCCUAGGGUUCCACCCUCAAGUCAGAUGGCCCACGAGGUGCAAACGAUGUUUUCGCGACUACAAAGAACAUGGGGGUAAGAAAAGAGAUGAACCAAGCUUAAGACGCGACAACUCAACAGCUUCAACCCCAAGCCUGUCCUUAAAUUUAAGUGACGGCAGCACGAAAAGAAGUUGGGUGUCAAGUUCCAAUUUAGCCGGAGAAAACGAUAAGUCGGGAAGCAGCAGUGAUAGUGAAUAUUCCAAUCCAUCAUCAUGGAUAUCAACUCCCGACUUAGCCAAUCUUCAAGAUGACAUGCAAGCGGUUCCAACAGUCAGUAUUAAAUUGCCUAAGCGAAAAAUAAAACACAUAGAUACAGGUCAAAGAACUGUUUCAGAUAGUGUUUCGCUUAUGAAGGAAAGAAAAUCCUCAAUAUACGAUAAAAAUGACACAUUAGCGACCAGAGUGAAAAAACUACAGGCAAUAAAAGAAUCAACAUAUUCAGAUAAAUCGUCGAGAAGGAUACAAAUCAAAGAAGUGAAAACAAUUUCGGAGGAACCAAAUAAUCAUGAUGUACAAUUUCUUAUUCAAGUGAAACGAAACGUAAAAUCUGAAGAUUCACCUGAAACUUCCGGAUCAGGUUCAGACCAUGAUGAUACAGUUAGUAACGCUGAUACGGAAACAACUGACACUACUUUAGUAGGAGUAGACAAUGAACUACGGGAACAACUCGAAAGCCUUCGCAAAGAACUAGAAACCACAAAGUCAAAAUGUGAUCGAUUGGAACGCGAGAAAAGCGACAUCCUACUUAGAAGAUUAGCUGCAAUGGAAACUACAACCAGCAAAACAACAGCGACUGAAGUCUUGAAGCUGCAGCAAAAAUGCAAUCAACUGCAGCAGCAACUGGAAGACUAUAUAGAUGAUAAGCGCAGCUUAACUUUGAGGGUCAAAGAAAUGGAAGCUGACUUGGACCUUAGGCCAACUGCUCAGGAAGCGCAAAAGGUAGCUGAUGAACUUAGAUCUAAAUUGUUGGCAGCUGAAACAGUAUGUGAGGAGCUCAUGGACGAAAAUGAAGACAUGAAAAAGGAGCUCAGAGACAUGGAGGAACAAAUCGACGAAAUGCAGGAUAAUUUCAGAGAGGACCAAGCUGUGGAGUACACGUCAAUUAAAAAGGAACUGGACCAAACCACCAAGAACUGUAGAAUACUAUCCUUUAAGCUCAGAAAAGCAGAACGCAAAGUGGAGCAACUAGAAAAUGAAAAAGCUGAAAUAGGAAAAAAACUGACUGAAGUAUCUGGAGCUCCGGGAACUCUAUCCCAUUUAGAUCGCAUUAAGCAACUGGAGCAAGAUUUGAAAAUAUCUAAUGAAGUGUCACUAAGACUGCAAAAGGAGUUAGAAGAUUCGCAUAAAAAACUUGAAGAAAGCGCAAAGAACACUCCCAUUAAAAAGAAAGCUCCUCUCCUUGGAGCUCUGGGAAAGAGUCCCUCUGGUGAUGGGCAAAAAGUAUCAAGAGAGUCACUAACAAGAGGAGGCUCCCAGGAUGAUCCAGCUCAACUACUAAGAGACUUACAAGACUCCCUGGAAAGAGAAGCUGAUCUGAGGGAACAGUUGAAGUUCGCCGAAGAAGAGAACAACCGCUUACUUCGCAAGAAAAUCCCACAUAAAGUAUUACCGCCCACUACUCAUUGGGAAAAUAAAUACACUCAAACCCUAUUUAAUUGCAUAUUUAUGUCUACUCAAACCGACAUCAGUUUGUUUGAGAAAUCUUCAAAUCAAUUUAAGUCAACUCAAACUGAUAAUUUUACCGGUAACAGUAUGAGCGAAAAAGAACUAGAUAAACCAUUUGAAAGUCAAUCCGCGCUCAAACAAUUAAUAACUUCGAUGCAACUAAGAAACUUGCCGAUGACACAAAUUCGUCCAACAAGAUGGUUUUCGCCAAUGGACACUUUUGUAGCGGUCAUGGGUCGCAAACUAAGUCCAACAAAUCAAAGGUUGACUCCAGAGCCACCAGAAAACAAAGAUUUGUCGGAAGAUGAAAACUUGGAGGAAAUGAAAUUACAACUUGAACUCAGCGAACAGGAAGCCUCAGUUCUUCGAAAGAAGGUUGAAGAACUGGAAGCGGAUAACAGAAGAUUGAAGACGAAAGCCAAAGAUUUAAACGAAAAAUUAGGAACCAAAGUGCCCGUUAGGAAAUCUUUAAUAACCAGUGAUAAGGGCAACUCUAUAGACAAUCAAAAAGUUAAAGUGUUGGAAGAUGAGACAAAUGAUUUACGCAAAAAACUAAUUGAGAAAGAAAGAGACUGUGAGCGGCUUCACGCUGAAAUUGCACUGAAUCAAAAGCGUUCAAAAGGAAUGCAGAAAGUCAAAUCCUUGGACUUAGAUCAACAAACCCUUGAUCUGAAAAGACAACUGCAAGUGAUUGAGCAGGAGGCAGCAGUAUUGCGAAGCAAAGUUCAAAAUUUAGAAUCUGAAAACGACAAACUAACUGCCGAAAAUAAGAGGUUGAGCUUACUGAGAAACUCAAAAGCGGGUAAACUAAGUGACAAGAAUUUAGACAAAUGCAUAGACCAAAUCGCAGCACUUGAAAUAGAUCUAGCUGAUGCAAAUAAGAAAAUCAAACAGCUCGAAUCAUCUGGCACCAUAAUUGGAGAAUUUAAGGGAGACUUCAAAAAGUUUAGUAAUAGAAAUCCAAAGAAAGUUUCUGCUCUAACCUCCCGAGACCAACUAAAGACGAUGGUGAGUGAUUUGGAGAAGGAGAUAAGCGAGAUAUUAACUUACAUGAAAACAAGUGAGAACGAAAAAAUUAAGCUUGAAGAAGACCUGAAAAAAGCGAAAUAUAGUUCUGAACUGGAAAAAACACUUAAAGACUUAUCAGAACUUAAGAAGAAGUUCGAAGGCACUAAAAAAGAACUAGAUGAAGAAAAAACCAAAAGCACAAAAGCUUCCCAGAAAAGUGAAGAACUGUCAUUAGAAAUGAACAAAAUUCGAGAAUCUCUUGAAAAGAUUACGAGCGACAAAAAGAAAUUGAAAGACCAAUUGGAAAAACUGAAUAAGGAGCAAAAGAAGGCAAUAGACGAAAAGACGAACCUGAAUGAUAAGCUUGCCAAGAUGAAAGAUCAAUUAGGGGAUUUGGAAAGUAAAAAAGAUGAAGUCGUUUUGUUAAACAGGAAAAUCGAAUCUCUUAAAAAUGCGCUGGAUGACAAAGAGCUUGAACUGAAAAAACUAGAGAAAAAUGCUGAAGAAAUCACAAGGCUCAACAAUGAGAACGUUUCCAAGGAUAAGAAAAUAUCUGACUUAGAAAUCCGAUUGACUAAAUUCGAAGACAAAUAUACCGCGUGUGAUAAAAAAUUAAGCGAACAAAGCAAGGACAUGGAGAGAAAGAUCGAACAAGAGAAACAAAAAAUUAAAAAAUUGGAAGAAGUUCAGUAUAAACUUGAAGAUGAGAAAAAGAAACUGAAUUAUCAAAUUGAAAGCUUAAAUACUAAGAUCAAAGGAUAUGAAAACACCAUUGAGCAAAAGGACAAAUUGGUAAAGCAACUCGAAGAAAGCUUAGCUCAAGAGAGAGAAAUGGUUUCCAAAACCAACCUUAAAAUAGGAGAGCUGGAAGGAAGAGAAAUCAGCAAACUAAAAGAUGAAUUAAGCAAAAAAGCUGUAAUACUUUCUGAGUUGGAAUCUAAAUUAGAACUCGCUAACAAGAGUCAGAAGAAUUUGGAGGAUAAGCUUAAAAAAGCAGAGCUGGAAAAGAAAAAUGGCACACUGGAGCAGGAAAAGAAAAUCAAAGAGCUGCACAUUGACCUACAAAAUGAAAAGAAAAAAGUUGAUGUCCUGAAAUCGAAUGCCGAAAAAGAGCAAAAGAAUCGCGAGCUGGAACUAGUCACUCUAAAGAACAAAAUUAAAAAACUGGAAAUCGGUACUGGGGGAGGAAUCAAACGAGAGCUUGAACUUAAACAAUUCCAAGAAGCUAUUGAAAAACUAGACAACACAAUUAGCAGAGAAAGGCAGAAAUAUGAUGACCUCACCGCAAAAUACGAAAUUUUGGAAGAAGAGCAUGUGGUAACCAAGGCCAAGUUGGUAAUGGAAAAGGAAACGUUAGAAAAUCAAUUCAAAAAUCUCAAGAAAGAGCAAGAUCAGCUAGAAACUGAGCUAAAAACUCUAAGAGAGACUUACAACGUUAAGCAAGAUGCUUGGAUAAAAGAAAAGCUGGAUAUAGAACAAAAGCUUAAAGAUAUGUCUAGAGUGAACUAUAAUGGUGGAGACAUUGACAAACAAAGACUUAAAGCGCUUUUCGAGGAAAAGCAAUCUGAGGUAGAUCAGAUUAAGAAGGAAUAUGAUCUGAUCCACAACGAAAUGGACUAUAUGAGAAAAGAAAAUGACGAAUUAAAGCGAAAACUGGAUGACUAUGAAAAAGUUAACAAAGUUCAACGGAAUAUUAGUGCUGACUCAUCUGCAAUGGAACACGAAAUUAGACACUUGCGAAUUAAAUUAAACAAUGCCGAAAAGGUGAAGAAGGGAGAAGUAGGAGAAUGCAAGAUGAGGUAUGAAAGCCAACUAAGCCUGGUCAAUCAAGAGCUGCAAUCGUUACAAAACCAGGUACUCAGAUUUAAACGUGAACGUGAUAAUUAUAAGCAUAUGUUGGAAACGGCCCAAAAAACCAUGAGCGAACUUAAACAGUCUCCCAAAUUGCAUAGCAAUAAAGGUCCUAAAGAAAAGCUGCAUUAUGACGAGCUUGAAGAAUCCAAGAGUAAAAUUGCUACAUUGGAGCAGCAAAUAAGUUGCAUGGAGGAUGAAUUAUCAGAAUCUCGCCUGGAAAGCUCAAGACUGAAAACCGAACUUAUAUCUGAGAGGUCUUCGUGGGAAGUUCGCCUAUCUGAGCUCCACUCUAAAGUAAACGAGUUGGAAGAGGAAAAAGUUCUGAAUAGCGGUCGAACAAAGAUAAUGGGUUUAAGAACCCGAAUGGAACUCGCCUGGCAAAAGGAGCGAGAAGAACAGCAAAGGCUGCUACAAGAAACCGCAACACUUGCCCGUGACUUACGGCAGACGCUUUUUGAAGUUGAAAGAGAGAGAGAUAAGGAACGAUUAGAGGCCAAACGAAAACAAGAUCAAUUUAAAAAGUCUGUUGAUGAAGAUCAGGAUGAAACAAAGCGAAAGAUUACUGAGCUGCAAUGUGAUCUUUUGGAACUACGUGAUGCUCACGCAAAACUUCGAACUACUAAUGAGAAACUAAGAAGAGAAAAGGAAAGGUUUGAAAAAGAAAGAGAAGAAUUCAGAUUGCAGAAAAUUGGUCGCCGACGAACUGAUAAUGAAGACGACAGAAAGAUUGAGAAAAUUGUAGAGCAAGUUGAUAUUUUAAAACAACUGGCUCCAGAGCUAUUUUUCUCUAAGGACCAGGAAGAUCCAUAUACACCCACACCACCUAGACGAACUAAAUCUAAGUCCAGAGAAACUUCUCCAGCAAUCGGCUCACGUGAAAGUUCUGUAAACCCUGAAGACAAGCAACAACAAAUUCAGAAAAUCAUGCAGCGACUUGUGCACACAACUGAGGAUUUAAGAAAGUUACAAAAGUACCAUGAAGACGAGCAAGAAAGAGAGAGGCUCAGAAGAAUAGGAAUGCGCAGAGCAACGUCUACAGAAGCUGAAAAUGUUGGAAGCGCUAGAUAUAGUAGGACAGUUAUGAGGCAACAAACUGCUAUUGAUCGUCAAGGCAGCCUGCACAGAAAAAGUCUUUCUCUUGAACACAAUAUCCAAGCAGACCAGAAAAUAUGGAGGAAUGACAAUGACGAUAGCAUGUCAAGUUUGCAGUCCUUGGAGUCUGAUGUUGAUCUAAAAAGAGGAAAAAGAGAUUCCAGCUUAGACAGUCGAUUAUCCGGAGGAUCGACUCAAAGCGAUGUGGGAGAAAAGAAAAAGAAGAAAAGCUUGAUUGGCAAGUUGAAAAACUUAACAAAAUCUAGGAGCAUUGAUGACCAAGAUCCGGGCACUUUUUCUAAUUCUAAAACCCUUAGCUCCAAGAGUAAUUCCAGAAACAACUCGAAUUCGGAUGUGAAUGAAGAAAAAGGGAGUAAAAAAGACUUGAAAGAGAGACUGACUGGCAUAUUUAGACGAAGCGGCUCAUCUUCAAGAAGCAAUAGCGUGGAAAGAAAACAAGAAACAAGUUCAACCCAAAGACCAUUAGUAAAAAACGGAAGUAAUGGGAAUAUAAAUUCAGGACUUAGUUAAUAUUUCCAAUUCAUUCGGGCUUUGAUUCACUUAGAUUCGAUUUACCAUACCAUGCCCAAAGCGCAGCUCAAUAUGUUCUAAUAUUUAGAAUAGCACAUUUGUAAUAUAUAAGUUCCAUUUUCUAUUUGUGGUAACCGUGAAAUGUAGUUAUAAAUUUUCUCUUUAUGAUUUAUGUACCUACAAGUAUUUUAUGUGUAUAUUUAUUCAAUAGUAGAUGUUACCUUUCCCAAUCUUGAUGUGUAAAGCGAAAUAAACUAUCAUUGAUUCGA